Parnassius apollo (apollo) is the source of this 1041-nucleotide messenger RNA. Lineage: Eukaryota; Metazoa; Arthropoda; Insecta; Lepidoptera; Papilionidae. The record is from the annotation of a GenBank genome assembly.
AUGCAAAGCCUUUGGCUUUCUUAUGUCGCUCCUCAUAGCCCUGAACUUCUUCAACUGUCAUCGAAACAAUUAGCCAAAAAGAAGAUUUGUAUCAGGCAUUUCGAACAUCAAUAUCUUGACGGCUUCACGAGGAAAUACCAUGGUUAUCCUACUCUACUGACUGAAGAAGAAAUAGCUUGUGGAGUACCCAUUAAUUUAGAUGAUUCACAAAAUAGUAAAAGAGAAAAUACUGGAGAGACUUCUGUGUCAGAUGACAUCACCAUGUUGUCAAAGCCAUCAACUUCCCAGCAAAGUUAUUACAUCUCCAUGUCGCCAAAACCAUCAACUUCUCAGCAAAGUUAUGAUGUCCCCAUUUCACCAAAGCCAUCGACAAUUCAACACAGUGAUAAAAACAAAUGUAUUAAGCUUGUAAAAAGUAGACCUCGACUUGUAACCAAUAUUAACAACUUAACUCCAAGAUGUCGAAGGUUGUACUUUAAGUGUAAAGAUAUGAUUAAAAGAAAGAGAUUGUUUACAAGUAAUGAAGAUAACAAACAAAACAUUGCUCAUGCAGAAAUUCUUAGCAAUACCAAAAGUUUUAGAAAAUUAAUAGAAAAGUUAGAUUUCUUCCCAAAACAGUUUAUAGCAUUGCAGCUGAGGUUUGCUGGUAAAGCUUCAAAAGGAAGAAGCAUUGUUUUUGAUGAAGUUCAGUUAUCUGCACAUUUGAAUUUUGUUGCAAGCAAUGAUGAAAUUGAGGGGUUUGUAAAAGCAGAUGGGCCCCCAAAAUUUGCUGACCAUGCUUUGGUAGUGAUGCUCAGAGGUAUUUGUGCAUCAUGGCGACAACCAGUCGCUUACUAUUUUUGCCAAGGAACUACACCAGCAGCUACUUUGAAACAUAUCUUAAAGGAUAUGGUUAAGAUAGUAAUCGAAUCUGGAUUAAAGCCUUUAGCCUUCAUUUGUGACCAGGGAGCUACAUCACAGCGUGCUCUUAAAGAUCUUCAAGAAGAGACUAAGAGACACUGUUUUCAAAAUAAUAUAAAAUUUGGUAAGCUUAAAAAAUAA